Molecule: messenger RNA, 2004 nt
Organism: Doryrhamphus excisus (bluestripe pipefish)
Lineage: Eukaryota; Metazoa; Chordata; Actinopteri; Syngnathiformes; Syngnathidae
Gene: matn1
Product: matrilin 1
Molecular function (GO): calcium ion binding
Source: RefSeq, a predicted model, not a curated record
CCCUCAGUCUCACUCCGCGGCCGUCACCCCUCGCCAGGAACUCCCUCGGUCCUGCACGGUCUCCCUUCCUUCUGCUGGCUUCAGUCUGCUCGACCGCCGUCAUCCCUGCCGCCAUGACGCUCACGCCGCCGCUGAUCCUGGUGCUGAUGCUCGGCCUCACCGGCGCCCGGGCCACCGUCGACCUCCGCACGGCCGCCGCCAUGGCGGCGGGUCUGUGCAAGACCCGCCCCACAGACCUGGUGUUCAUCGUGGACAGCAGCCGCAGUGUCCGCCCCUCCGAGUUUGAGCAGGUCAAAGUCUUCCUCGCCAAGGUCAUCGAGGGCCUGGACGUGGGGCCCAACGCCACCCGCGUGGGCGUGGUCAACUACGCCAGCCGGGUCAAAAACGAGGUGUCUCUGAAGACUCAUCGCACCAAGGCGGGGCUCAUCAAGGCCGUGACCAAAGUGGAGCCCCUCUCCACGGGGACCAUGACAGGCCUGGCCAUCCAGUUUGCUCUCAAUGUGGCUUUCAGCGAGAGCGAGGGCGCCAGGGUCAAAUCUCCUGACAUCAGCAAGGUGGCCAUCAUCGUGACCGACGGGCGUCCCCAAGACAACGUGAAGGACGUCGCCCAGCGCGCCCGGGACGCCGGCAUCGAGAUCUUCGCCAUCGGCGUGGGCCGCGUGGACAUGAGCACGCUGAAGCAGAUGGCCAGCGAGCCCCUGGACGAUCACGUGGACUACGUGGAGAGCUACAGCGUCAUCGAGAAGCUGACCAAGAAGUUCCAGGAGGCCUUCUGCGUGUCGGACCUGUGCGCCACUGGGGAUCAUGACUGCCAGCAGGUAUGCGUCAGCUCCCCCGGAUCGUACAAGUGCGCCUGCAAAGAAGGCUUUACCCUCCUGGACGAUGGUCGCAGCUGCAGUGCUUGCAGCAACUCGGCCACAGACGUGGUCUUCCUGAUUGACGGCUCCAAGAGCGUGCGCCCGGAGAAUUUCGAACUGGUCAAGAAGUGGAUCAACCAGAUCGUCGACAAACUGGACGUUUCGGACACCAAAGCCCACGUUGGACUGGUCCAGUACUCCAGCUUGGUCCGACAGGAGUUCCCUCUGGGCCGCCACAACAACAAGCGGGACCUGAAGGAGGCGGUGAAGAAGAUGGCCUACAUGGAGAGGGGGACCAUGACGGGACAAGCCCUCCGCUACCUGACCGACAAGAGCUUCAGCAUCGGUCACGGGGCCCGACCGGGGGUCUCCAAGGUGGGAAUCGUCUUCACGGACGGCCGCAGCCAGGACUACAUCGGGGACGCCGCCAGGAAGGCCAAGGAGAUGGGUUUCAAGAUGUACGCCGUGGGCGUGGGCAACGCCGUGGAGGACGAGCUGAAGGAGAUCGCCUCGGAGCCCACCGGGGAGCACUACUUCUACACCGCCGACUUCAAAGCGAUGACACAGAUCGCCAAGAAGCUGCAAAUUAACAUCUGUCAAGAGGAGGACCCAUGCGAGUGCGACUCCCUGGUUAAGUUCCAAAAGAAAGUAGAAGAAGCCCUGCAGGCGCUGACCAGGAAAAUAGAGAAUAUGUCCAAGAGGAUCGCUUUGUUGGAGAACAAAAUCGUCUGAGGACUCCCUCGAUAAAGACGCACUCGCCUACACACGCCAUUUACUUCUUGUAUGAAGAGCAACCUGCGCGUGUGUACGCUGACCCGUUUGUAGCCCCCGAAGACCACCUCCCGCUCCUCCUCCGUUUGUCCUCGCUCACCCUCAGCCUCCUGGGAAACAAAGCGCCGGUUGCCGUGGAGACUUGAUUGUGAUUGUCACCCUCCACAGCCGGCGUGUGCGUUUUUGUUAAUAAAAGUCUUCCCUCAUAGGGAAACAGUGGAAAUAAAGCCCAGAGGUGGUCCCAGUCUUCCUUUGUCUGUCGGCCCUUCUUCCCUCCACACCAACGCGAAAGUGAAUAUAAGACAGGUCUAACUAGAAGGGUGUUUGUUUAUUUUGCUAAAUAAAGGUGUUUCAGAAAGUACAUUAAAAGUUGUGA